Plutella xylostella (diamondback moth) is the source of this 3459-nucleotide messenger RNA. RefSeq names its product serine/threonine kinase (gene cdi). Gene Ontology annotation, molecular function: ATP binding; protein serine/threonine kinase activity. Lineage: Eukaryota; Metazoa; Arthropoda; Insecta; Lepidoptera; Plutellidae. The record is from RefSeq and is a predicted model, not a curated record. Gene Ontology annotation, biological process: actin cytoskeleton organization; protein phosphorylation. Gene Ontology annotation, cellular component: nucleus; cytoplasm.
UCAUGUGUAUUGUCAAGUGUAGUUUGUGAGUGAUGCUUGCUUUGCUUGCGUGCUUUCUGCCAUAGAAAUAAAGUUAAAACCAACACUUGUUAAUUUAGAGCUAUGGUAUUAUUGAAGUCGCGGUAUUAUUGAAGCUCAAAGCUGUGCGUUGAUGACGACACAUGUGUGCAUCACUAUGUUCGAGGCGGGAUGAUGGUCUGCCGUCGGUGAUCAAUCUCGUUAGCUAUAAUGCAAUACGACGAGACACCGGAGGCUGGUGUGAAGAGCAGAAGCACUGGCGACGGUCCCCAGCGGAGGAAGCCGACAAAAGUGCUUAAGAUCGCCGAGAGCUUCACGAACUUGGACGAAACAGCGAAGAAUGGUCGGUUUGUGCGAGGGCCAUACUCGAAGCUCGGUCGGAGGUACCGGAGCGAUGGACAGGACGGUGGGAAGGGCCGUUUGGGCCCUGGUGUGUGUUGUGACGGGGAGUGUGAGCAGGAUACGAGUGUGAGUGGCGAGUGUGAGAGGCAGGGCGACCGCAGGGUCACGGGCUCGUCAUGCACGGCUCUGAGGACCGCCGUGGCUGCGUUGUACGCGCUGGAUGAUUUCGUAUUGGAGAAGAUUGGUGCUGGAUUCUUCUCCGAAGUUUUCAAGGUUACCCACAAGACGACCCACAAGGUGAUGGUGCUGAAGAUGAACCAGCAGCGCGCCAACCGGCCCAACAUGCUGCGCGAGGUGCAGCUCAUGAACAAGCUCAAGCACCCCAACAUCCUCGGGUUCAUGGGCGUCUGCGUGCACGAGGGGCAGCUGCACUCGCUCACCGAGUACAUGGCGGAGGGCGCGCUGGAGCAGCUCAUCCUGCACCCCACGCGGCCCAUGCCGCAGCGCCUGCGCGUGUCCUUAGCGGCAGACAUCGCCGCCGGCCUGCAGUACCUGCACUCGCUGGGCGUGUUCCACAGGGAUCUUACCGCUAAGAAUGUAUUAUUAAGAAAUACCGGCGACGAUGAAUAUACGGCCAUCGUCGCGGACUUUGGACUAGCCGCGAAAAUACCUCAUCCAGUGAACGGGUACCGGCUGCCGAGCGUGGGCUCGCCGUGGUGGAUGUCGCCGGAGUGCCUGCGCGGCCGCUGGUACGACCACCGCUCCGACAUCUUCUCGUACGGCAUCAUCCUGUGCCAGCUCAUUGCGAGGGUGGACGCGGACCCCGACGUGCUCCCGCGCACGGACAACUUCGGGCUGCACUACAUGGCGUUCGUGGAGCUGUGCGACGAGACCACCGCGCCCGAGUUCCUGCGACUGGCGUUCAACUGCUGCAUUUACGAGCCGAAAGCGCGGCCGCUAUUCCCCGAGAUAGUGACUCGGCUGGCGGAGAUCCAGGAGGGGCUGGACGAGGCGGCCUGGAGCUGCCACACGCCCAACAACAGCAUCGAGAGCGAGGAGCUGGAGGCGUCGGGCCCGCGCUCGUGCCCCGCGCAGUACGCGUGGCCGCGCCGCCCGCAGCGGUACAAGUCCGAGGGCGGCAGCCCGCAGCCCGACAGCGCGCACCACCGGCGCUCGCUGUCGGAGCUGGAGUGGUGGGGCGGUGGCGGCGGGGGGGGCGGCGCGGCGGCGGCGGGCGCGGCGCACCGCUCCGCCUCGGCGCUGCAGGAGCCCCCCCCCGCGCCCCCGCGCCUCGCCCGCCUCGCGCGCCAGGCGCACAUCAUGCUGCUGCGCGACCCGCCCCCCGCCGCCCGCGCGCGCCUCCCGCCCCCGCUGCACCGCUACCGCGGCGUGCACAAGAUACUGCCGCCGCACUCGCGCGCCUCGUCGUCCGGCUGCCUGGCGCCGCCCGGGCCGCCCGACGAGCCGCGCGCCGCCAGCCUGCCCUCCUCGCCCGCGCCCUCCCGCCGCGCCUCCCCCGCGCCGCCGCCCCCGCCCCCGCCGCCGCCGCCGCUGCACAAGAGCUCCUCCAGCAUCGAGCUGCGGCGCCGCGGCUCGUGCGAGAGCGGCAUCUUCUCCGUGGCCAACGAGGACUGGUGCGCGGCGCGGCGCGGGGCGCUGUGCCCGUGCUCGCUGCUGGGCUGCCACCGCUGCUGGUGGUGGGCGCGCGCGGCGGCGGGCGGCGCGGCGGGCGGGGAGGGGGGCGCGUGCGCCGCGUGCCUGGGCGCGUACGAGCGCGUGCUGCGCGCGUCGGCCGGCUCGCUGGACGACGACGACGGCUUCCUGUGCGGCGCCAGCGACGACGCGCGCGUGCACGUGCUGGCGCGCUGCUGCUGCCGCGUGCCCUCCUCCGUGUGCACGGACAGCUCGGAGGACGUGGCGUCGCUGGGCUCGGACAGCGUGUGCUGCGACGACCGCCGCCGCCCGAGCCGCCAGAUCUCCAAGAUCGUGGAGUACUUCGAGCGCAAGGGGCAGGACCUGCGCUGCGAGCGCGCGCUGCGGGGACACUCGCGCCUGCGCUCGCUGGCGGCGGCCGGCGUGCUGCGCGCCGAGUGGCUGCUGGACGUGCGGCACCGCGCGGGCGCCGCGGGGGGCGGGGCGGGGGCGGCGGGGGGCGCGGGGGCCGGCCGCCUCACCGUGUGCGAGGGCGCCGUGCGGUCCAAGCUGCCGCUGUUCGACAAGAAGUCGUAGCGCUGCGCCCCCGCGCCCCCCGCGCCGCCCCCGCCAACCCCCUAGACUAUCGCGCGCCUCGCCGGCCUAAACCUAGUGUGUUAUAAUAUUACUAAGCGAAUCUUAGAUACUUGUAUAGAAAAAUUUAUUAGAAACUUCAUACGAUUCGUAGUCUGUUCUUGUUAAUCUUGUAGUGUCCAGUGAGUGUGCGAUAGAACUUCAAAUUAAAAACAAUGAAACCACAUUUUAUGUGGUGACUUGUAUAGCGGUUACUACACCUACUAUUUACACAGUAAUACAAUGAACAUUUUUGAUUCGACUGAUUUAUAGGCGUAAUUUUCAACUCGUGUUUAUUACGAUUGUAAAUAGACUUAGAAACUAUAAACCUAUCGUUAAAUAGUCAGUGUGUGAAUAGUCGUUGUUGAUUACAGGCCUAUUGCCGGCCUUAAUCAAUUGAGUAUUAAGAUAUUGAUUAUGAUGAAAAAGAUGAUAAGAUAAAACACCCAUAUACUUAUAUAUUAUACAGUGCUGAGUGAGACACACUAAGUAAAUAUACAUUAUGUGUAUGCUACUUCUUUCCUAGGAAUAUGUACUAGGAAAUAUAGUACAUGUCUUCCCGAUAGUAGAAUACAUUUAUUAAAGCUCCGGUGCGUGCAUCAUACAUUAUUAUACGGAUAAUACAAUAUAUAAGGACUGAAAUUUAUUUACCAGGAAUAGUGUUUACGCAGUGGAUGGUGUUUAGUUAAAGAAUAACUCUUGUAUAUACAACAUUUUAAGCCUAAUGAGUUUUUACAAGUUUAUUACUAAAAUAAUUUAUAUACAGUAUUAUUGUAGUCCUUGCCAGUUGAGAUAAAAGAGAAGUGUAAAUAUGAUUAUACUUGAAUUAUUUAA